This is a messenger RNA of Mauremys mutica (yellowpond turtle), 1250 nucleotides long. RefSeq names its product cytokine like 1 (gene CYTL1). Lineage: Eukaryota; Metazoa; Chordata; Testudines; Geoemydidae. The record is from RefSeq and is a predicted model, not a curated record. Bases 1 to 402 code for a protein of 133 amino acids. Gene Ontology annotation, biological process: positive regulation of transcription by RNA polymerase II. The transcript is spliced from 4 exons.
AUGAAGAUGCUGCUGAGUUUGGUUGUUCUGCUCUCUGUUUUUCUGUUGAUUAGUUCAGCUCCUCAAACCUGCUACUCAAGGAUUCUGUCUUUGAGCAAAGAAAUCAUGGCAUCAUUUAAGAAUUUACAGAACCCUGAACCUGUGGACCCCUGUGUGGAGAUGCUGCCCAAGCUCUACUUGGACAUACAUAAUUAUUGUGUGUUGGCAAAACUCCGUAACUUUGUGGCAUACCCUGCAUGCCAAAGAGUGCCGCAAGUGAGUGCUCUGAAGGAAAAGAUCCGGAGCCUGUACACCAUUAUGAUCUCCUUCUGCAGGAGGGACUUAGUGUUCCUUACUGACGAUUGUGAUGCUUUGGAAAUCCCUAUCCUGUCUCCGACUGAUCCCUCUGUCAUUCAGAGCUAAGAGAGUCAGACCACAGAAAGUACCUGGGAUGGUUUAAAGGAAGCCAAGAGCCACCCAAAAAAUGCAAUCAACUACAACAUUUACAACCUUGUUCUUUUUCAAGCACACCAGCCCUAUUAUCUCAGACCUACCCAUGUUUCUCAGCCUUGGCAGGAAAUGAUCUGCAUGCCUUACAUACCUAUCAAGCUGCUAGCGAAACUAUGGUUAGAAAGCAUUUUAGUCAUUUGAUGUUUUCAGUUGAGAACAAGUUAGAAAGUAUGUUUUGUUUGAUCAGAAAUUAAAUGCUGGGUUUGUUACUCUUUCAUGAAUAACUACAUUCAUACAAAAAAAAAAUUUUGUAUUCUGACCUAGUGGUUCCUCUCUCAGUCGAGGUAGGCUUGCACUUGUCUAUUUUUUCUAAAGCAAUUGGUAAAAGUGUUAGUCUGUAGUCACGGACAUUUCUGUACUUGUACAGUUUAUGUACAUGUAUGUUGAUCCCUUUUAGUGUCAACCUUGUGUGUAUAGAAAGUAACCCUUUAGUCAGUGGAAAUCUCAGUGAAAAACUAAAUUAAAAACACACCCUUCUACCCAGAGAAGUCAGCAUCACAUCAGAUCCAUUUCACGUACACACUGAAAGAUAUCAUCCCUCUAGCUUCUUUUUCCACAAUCACCCUAUAACUUGAUUUUUUUCCAGCAUGAGCGGUCUUCAGCUUUGUUUCCAUGGCAAUGCAAAUGUUUCUGUGCUUAGAAAUGUCAUCAAAUGUGUUUUUAAACAUUUUAAGAAACACCCAUUUUUAAAUGCUAACUUUAUUAGUACUACUAGAUGAAUAUUCAUUUUUAAUUCAGUUUCUGUUACAAAAAUUUAGCUU